AUGGGUUUGUCUUCUGUUCUCACCCACCUGGCUCCGGAUGCAGAAUUCCAGAACAAAGACGACGCCUACUGCUUCUCCUUAGCGAAGGCCCUCUACUGUGUCGCCACUCCUGUGACGGUGGGCUUCUAUGCCCCAUGGGGACACUGCACAAGCUUUCUCUUGGGCAGGAUCCAAGAGUACAUGCGUCUUCAGUCGCUGAAAAAAGACGAGCAGGAGUUUCAGCGGACGAGGACAAAACAGCGCGAGGCCUCAGGCUGGGAUCUGGUCUCUCUCGUCUUCCUUAUGAUAUUCUACCGUCCCGUCCUGACCCUGCAGCACAAGCAAAGGAAGAACGUGCGGCACCUCUUUAUCCAUUUUAGCGCCUGGGAAUACGCUGGCAGCGAUCAACUCUGGGCAGGACUGAUUACUGCUCUGUGUGAUGGUAUCGAGGGUUAUUUCGGUCUUGCCCCCAUGAGUCUCUACAGGGCUGUGGGCAGAAAAUCUGGUAUUGUUCAUGCACCUCUCGAUAAAGAAUGGGUCAGCAAGAAAUUCCUCUGCCUUCCAUUGUGGGCUGCUGUCGUCCUAGUUUCUGGAGUGGCCAUUGGGGUGGCCGUCCUCAUCUUUAUGUUUGGGAUACCUGUUGGUGACACUUCAGGAGACGCCAUUGCUCUCGUCGAGGGUGUCGGGGCCACGGCGGUCGGCUUCACUGUGGCGGCGGGUAUCAGGAUGGCUAUCAUGGUGGCAAGGAAUGUCAUCAUCACUCAGAAGGCGCAGCUGGAGAGGCAGAUGAACCGGACAGACCUCAGCGCCCAGCUGGGUUUCAUGAGCAACGUCAAGAGGGAAGUCAAGGUCGUCGCCAGGUUCCUCCGGUUCAUGGAGAUCUUCCAACGGAGGAAGCUCCGUGUGGUGCUGGUGAUCUCCAGCUUGGACCGGUGUAGCCCUGACAAAGUGGUGGGUGUCCUGGAUGCCAUGAACAUCCUUCUCUCGGACUAUGAGGCACCCUUCAUCUCCAUCCUGGCGGUGGACCCGAGUGUGAUUGUGGGCUGUGUAGAGAGUUCCUUGUUCAUGAAAGGCAUGGCCAACAAUGGCUACGAGUUCUUGAACCGCAUCAUCACUUUGCCCUUCUCGGUUCCCAAGAUGGACUGCGAGACCAAGAUGCAGAUGAUUAAAAAUAUUGUGGACUGGAGACACGAGCUGGAGAAAAGCUUUGAAGACGAGGAAGAACUCAAAGCGGAUUCCCAGCAGAGAAACACGGGAGAAAACCAGGCCUUGUGCUCUUGUGGGGAUUCUGUUCAGGAUCCAGGAUCAGCUUUGUGUCCUUGUGGGGAUUCUGUGGACUAUAACAGGCUCAGGCAGGAAAAAAAAGAUGCUGAGAUACCUUUGGUGGUUGUGGUUCCUGAACGGCAAAAGCCACCCAAAGGGAGGUGUGGGAAAGGCUUCAAAGCCAAAGACCUAAUCCAGGAGGCUCUGGAGUUCCUCCAGGACGAAAGCAUGAAAGAAUACAUGACGGACAACCUGGUGCAGAUGAAAAGGAUUGUCAACAGCAUCUCUGUCACGGUCAGACUCAUGGCGACAGAAGUCCCCCGGGAGAAGCUGUGCCCGCGGAAGGCAGCAGCCUGGGUCCUCCUAGCCAACCAGUGGCCUUGCCGCUUGAGCUGGAUCCUGCAGUGCAUUGAGGACGACGAGCAGACGAGUCACUUGGGCUUGUCACACGGGUGCCACUUGGCCCACAACCUCUUCCUCUGGGAUGUGUACGAGAAGUACGUGGAGGAGCUCGACAUGUUCAGAGCUCAGUUGGAGAAACUACUAGAGUUGGACGGGGACCCUGAGCUGUUCCAAAUCUUUCUCUGUGGCCGGUUCCAGGUGGAGGACGCCCUCUUCUUCCUGCCCUUUACGGUCAACUUGGACUCCUCCUUGAAGAGGCACAUGGAGUUGUUGCGGGGCAGCCACAGCCUGAAGAGGACGAAGAAGUCUCUGGGGCUCUCCAAAUGCGUGUUGAUGAGGAUGUCGGUGGAAGAAGUCUGCCGGGAGAUGGACAAACUGGACUUGAAGAAGGAAAACGCCCAGCGGUACAAAGCGAGGCUGAAGGAGCACAAUUUGAGUGGCAGGGCCUUGGUUUAUAGCGACAGAAACGAAAUCCGAGAGGCUCUGGGGAUGGGCCUUGGGGAAUGGAUGACCUUCAGCGUGUAUUUCUUCGACUCAGUUCCUCCGCAGGGUUCCUUCCCUCCCACGGCAUCCCCAGCCUUGCUGUGCAAGGAGAAGAACUGGUUAGGAUUGCAGGAGAAUGCCUUGAGAGGAAGCCGGUUGUCCUUGAACAUUUCCAGGGAAAAUCUUCACCAAUGAUUCGGGUCCAAGCCUCUGGUGUGUGCGCCAGAAUGGAUAGCGGAGGCUGAAGUGAGAAAACUGGGCUCGCUGUGGCUGCAAAAUUCGAGCAUUCGAGCUGGUCCAGCGGGUUUGGAUCUGAUGCCUGCUCCCUUCCUAAGGAGCACAGUUGGGGAGAUUUGUGUUUUUGUGGGAAUCUUCUGAAACUGGAGGUCCCAAAUAAUGUAUGAGUUUUAUUCACGGGAUAAAUCGGAUAUGUUUAGAUUCAA
This is a messenger RNA of Heteronotia binoei (common prickly gecko), 2570 nucleotides long. RefSeq names its product NTPase KAP family P-loop domain-containing protein 1-like. Bases 1 to 2322 code for a protein of 773 amino acids. Lineage: Eukaryota; Metazoa; Chordata; Lepidosauria; Squamata; Gekkonidae. The transcript has 3 exons. The record is from RefSeq and is a predicted model, not a curated record.